This is a messenger RNA of Phaeodactylum tricornutum CCAP 1055/1, 1170 nucleotides long. RefSeq lists its product with no specific name. Gene Ontology annotation, biological process: ribosomal large subunit assembly; translation. The annotation marks the transcript as partial. The record is from RefSeq and is a predicted model, not a curated record. Gene Ontology annotation, molecular function: RNA binding; structural constituent of ribosome. NCBI's taxonomy places the organism in Eukaryota, Bacillariophyta, Bacillariophyceae, Surirellales, Neidiaceae. The transcript has a single exon. Gene Ontology annotation, cellular component: ribosome; cytosolic large ribosomal subunit.
UCUCAUCGUAAGUUCGAAGCUCCCCGUCACGGAAGUUUGGGUUUCUUGCCCAAGAAGCGUACCAAGUACCACAGUGGUCGCAUCCGCUCUUUCCCCCGGGAUGACGCCGCGGAACAGCCCCAUUUGACCGCUUUUCGUGGUUACAAGGCCGGUAUGACCCAUGUUGUUCGUGGUGUUGACCGUCCUGGUGCUCUCAUGCAUAAGCGCGAAGUGGUGGACGCUGUUUCUAUUGUUGAGACACCUCCUAUGGUAGUUGUCGGUGUCGUUGGGUACGUCGAAACUCCCAGUGGUCUCCGCACCUUGACGACUGUUUUUACCGAGCACUUGAGUGAGGAAUUCAAGCGUCGUUGCUACAAGAACUGGUACAACAGUAAAAAGAAGGCAUACACCAAGUAUGCUCUCAAAUACCAGAAGGAUGGUGGUAAGGAUAUUGAGAAUGAGCUUGAGCGCAUCAAGAAGUUCUGCUCCGUCGUUCGUGUUAUUGCCCACUCUCAGGUCAAGAAGCUUAACUUGCGCAUUAAAAAGGCGCACAUUAUGGAAAUUCAGGUGAAUGGAGGUGACACCGCUGCGAAGGUCGAUUUUGCCAAAAACUUGUUUGAAAAGGAAGUCACGGUCGACAGCAUCUUCGCUAAAGACGAACAGAUUGACGUUCUUGGAGUCACCAGAGGGCACGGAUACGAAGGUGUGACUACACGUUGGGGUGUCAGCCGUCUGCCUCGUAAGACUCACCGUGGUUUGCGUAAGGUAGCUUGUAUCGGAUCCUGGCAUCCUGCCCGUGUGUCUACCACCGUCCCCCGUGCUGGUCAGAACGGAUACUUUCAUCGUACGGAAAUGAACAAGAAGGUGUACCGUGUCGGUAAAAAGGGUGACGAAGCUAGUUGCCAGACCGAUGCUGAUCUGACCAAGAAGUCGAUCACGCCGAUGGGUGGAUUUGUGCACUAUGGUGAGGUCAAGGAAGACUGGCUCAUGCUCAAGGGUGCCAUCGUUGGGGUCAAGAAGCGCCCUUUGAUCCUUCGAAAGUCCUUGAUGAAGCAUUCUUCACGCAAGCAUUUGGAGAAGAUCGAUAUCAAGUUCAUCGAUACUUCUUCCAAGCUUGGACAUGGUCGUUUCCAGACUGCCGAAGAAAAGGCCAAGUUCUUGGGCCCUUUGGCUUCCAAACAGAACCAAUAA